AUGUGGUCAGCUGAUGAAAUUGCUGAGCUAUGUUACCUGCAUUAUAGGACCAGACUCCCUAAGCAGGGGAAACCAGAUCCAAACAGGGAAUGGACUUCACUGGCAGCCGUUGUCAAAGUGGAGUCUGCAGCCCAAAGAGAGGUUCUUGCUAGUCCAGGGAAUGUACAGGUAAGAAAAGAAGUUGUUGCCAUGGGAACUGGAACAAAAUGUAUUGGGCAAAACAAAAUGAGAAAAACUGGAGACAUUCUGAAUGACAGUCAUGCUGAAAUUGUGGCCAAGAGAAGCUUCCAGAGGUAUCUUCUCCAUCAGAUGUGGCUGGCAGCUUCCCAUCAGCAAUGCAGUAUCUUUAUUCCAGGAACUGAAACUGGGAAAUGGAAACUCAAACCAAAUAUCUUAUUCGUUUUCUUCACCAGUCAUACCCCAUGCGGAGAUGCUUCUAUUAUUCCAAUUAGUGAACCAGAGAACCAGUUUUCUAAGUCAGUGACUGAAAAUGUUGCAGCUGGACAAUCAACAGAGUGUAGAAGUAACCAUGAUCAUUUGGGUCCAGAAGAUAAAAGGAAAUCAGAGAAAGUGGCAAGUAACCAUAUAAUCAAGAGAAUGAGAACUGAUGAUGAUGGUUAUUUUUCCGUAAUCACUGAAGACCUGGCUGUUCAGCAAGGAUCUGUGAAAUGGGAAGGGAGCACAAAUCCAAAGAGCUUUGAAUGUUCUGCAGAAAUUCAAACAGCAAAUAAGGAGACUGGCUUAGGGAGACCGAAGGUAGUAGAUAUUUAUAGAACCGGAGCAAAAUGUCUACCUGGAGAGCUGGGUGAUGCCCGAAUGCCUGGGCUGGAAUAUCACCGUGUGGGAUUGUUACGAAUGAAGCCAGGUCGUGGGGACAGAACAUGCUCCAUGUCCUGCAGUGAUAAACUGGCUCGCUGGAAUGUGUUAGGGUGUCAAGGAGCUCUUCUGAUGCAUUUCCUGCAGUAUCCAGUGUAUCUGUCAGCAAUUAUAGUGGGGAAGUGUCCAUAUAGCCAAGAAGCUAUGCGGAGAGCAAUUAUUGAAAG
This is a messenger RNA of Cariama cristata (Red-legged seriema), 1043 nucleotides long. RefSeq names its product adenosine deaminase, tRNA-specific 1 (gene ADAT1). The transcript is spliced from 5 exons. Gene Ontology annotation, molecular function: RNA binding; adenosine deaminase activity. Gene Ontology annotation, biological process: RNA processing. The annotation marks the transcript as partial. The record is from RefSeq and is a predicted model, not a curated record. NCBI's taxonomy places the organism in Eukaryota, Metazoa, Chordata, Aves, Cariamiformes, Cariamidae.